GAGAGAACUAUCCAGACCGGUUCUUUGUCUGCUUCUGAUAUAUUACUACCACCACUUUACUCUCUUACCCACCUUAAUUCCCCAAGUGUGUGUGUGUGUGUUUUUUUUAUUUUUUUUUUAAGACUGAGAACCCUAUUAUGAUAUAAUAAUAAUUUGUUUAUUAUCACCAUCUCUUGCCUCGAUUCUCUAACCAAACCCCCUUCCCAGAUUUGAAUGAGGAAGUCUCCUCAUUCCUGCCUCAACUUUUCAUAUAUAUAAUACCUCUCUCUCUAUCUCUCUCUCCUCCCACUUUAUACACAACCUCUCUCUCAACCCUUUUCUUUUUGAACCAAAGUUUUAGUUGAAACCUCUUCAACUCUCUUUCAUGAACAAGAACGUCAUCAUCAUCAAGUAGAUAUCUCAAUCAUUCAUCAAAACAUAUCAAAUCAAGUUAUAUAUUUUUUUUUGUGUGUGAUGGCUGGGAAUAAUAACAAUAAUAAUAAGCAGCAUUUGCGAGAGCUGCUGAAGGAGGAUCAAGAGCCGUUCUUUCUCAGGGACUACAUUGCCGACAGGCGUUCACAGCUGAAGAGUUUACAGCUCAAGAAGAUCAGGUCAAAGCCCACAAUGACACCAUCCAAACAGCAAAACUUUCCGGGAAAAUUCCGCAGAAACGCCUGCUUUUUCUCAUCCUCCUCAAGCCCUGACGUGAGAAAAUCUCCUCUCUUCGAAUUCCCAUCUCCAGUCUCCUCCAGAAGCUCGUUGAAGAGCCCGAAGAACAACCCCAUUUUGCUCCAUAUCCCGGCCAGAACCGCUGCUCUUCUUCUCGAAGCCGCUCUCAGGAUCCAAAAACAGUCAUCAGCUCCGAAUAAGCCGGCCAAAGCCCAGAUCAAAAACCCCGGUUUCGGGCUUUUCGGAUCGUUUUUGAAAAAACUAACUCUUCGCAACCGAAAAAGGGAAAUAAUCCUUACUUCUAAAGAGAAACCGGGACUUCUUGUCGAUGAGAUUAGUACUACAAGUACUGUUUCUUCUUCUUCGUCUUCGUCGUCAUCUUCAUCUUCGAAAUGUUUGGAUUUAGAGACUUCAUCAAGCAGUUGCAGUAGUAGUGCUGACCAGUAUUCUGAUGAUCAUCAUGACUCGGAAGCGAUGGAGUUUGUGAGGAAGCUCGUGAUGAGAGAAGGAGGUCAUUUCUGCGAUGAUGAGGAUAUUCUUGAUGAGUUUUGUGAUCAAAGCCCUUUUCGUUUUGUGCUCCAAAAAAGCCCGUCUUCCGGUAACCGGACGCCGAAGUUCUCGUCGCCGGCGACUUCCCCUUGCCGCCACAGACAAGAGGAAAAGGAGAGUUAUCUUGUGGAGAGCUCUAAGGAAUUUCAGAUAGAGGAAGAAGAAGAAGAAGAGAAAGAACAAUUUAGUCCUGUCUCUGUAUUGGACCCCCCAUUUGAGGACGACUAUGAUGGACGUGAGAAUGAAGAUGAAGAUGAAGAUUUUAAUUUGGAAAGCAGCUAUGCCAUUGUACAAAGAGCAAAGAAUCAGCUAUUGCAAAAGCUUCGGAGGUUCGAGAGAUUGGCCGAGUUGGAUCCAAUUGAACUCGAGAAAAGAAUGCUAGAAGACGAAGAUGAGGAUGGCGAUGGUGAUAGUUAUCAUUUCGGUAACCUAGAGGAAGAUAUAGAUUGCGACGAUUUCGACUCAAAUGCCUCGGAUAGAGAGGCGAUUACUCUUGAUGGCUUCAUCCGAGGAGUUCUGAACGAUUCGAGCUUUUACCGCGUCCAUCAAGCCCCGGAGCACAUGAAGAGACUAGUUUCCAACCUCAUCGUCGAGGAGAGCGGAGAACAAAGCCACAUUGAGGAAAGGGAAGAGGAGAUAGUGAGAAGAGUUUGCAAGAGGUUUGAGUCAUGGAAAGAUGUGCAAUCCAACACCAUUGACAUGAUGGUUGAGCAAGAUUUCAGGAAAGAGCUUGAAGGAUGGAAGAGCAACAAAGAGCAGAUUGGAGAAACUGCCGUGGAGAUUGAGCUUGCAAUAUUUGGCUUACUUGUGGAGGAAUUGGCAGAAGAACUUGUUUGUUGUAGUGGAAUUUAAGUGAGAAAAAG
This is a messenger RNA of Morus notabilis, 2060 nucleotides long. RefSeq lists its product as uncharacterized. The record is from RefSeq and is a predicted model, not a curated record. Lineage: Eukaryota; Viridiplantae; Streptophyta; Magnoliopsida; Rosales; Moraceae. The transcript has 3 exons. Bases 454 to 2049 code for a protein of 531 amino acids.